This is a messenger RNA of Rotaria sp. Silwood2, 648 nucleotides long. The record is from the annotation of a GenBank genome assembly. Lineage: Eukaryota; Metazoa; Rotifera; Eurotatoria; Philodinida; Philodinidae.
AUGAUGACGAUUGCUUUUCUUUUUUCGUUCCUUUUAGUGAAAUCCUAUAUUCCUAUCAAUGCCCGAUGGACACAGCAUGGGUUGACUGUUGCUGGAGGCUAUGGACGAGGAAAAGCCACCAACCAACUGAACUGGCCUGAAGGCCUCUUUGUUGAUAAUGAUCAAACGAUGCUCAUUGCUGCCCAUGGUGUUGAUCGUAUCAUCCAAUGGAAGAAAGAUGAUAUGAAUGGACAAGUAGUGACUGGUGGCCAGGGCGAAGGAACUCGAUUGAAUCAAUUCAAUUGUCCAACCGAUGUGUUAAUCGACAAAGAGAUGGAUAGCCUCAUUAUUUGUGAUCUAGGAAACCGGCGAGCCAUGCAAUGGUCUCACCGUAGUGGCACAACACAGGGAGAAAUCCUCAUCAGCAACAUCGACUGUUAUGGAUUGGCAAUGGAUGAUAAGAGAAAUCUCUAUGUCUCUGACACUGACAAACAUGAAGUAAGACGAUAUCAAAUUGGAGACAAUAAGGGAACUCUUGUAGCUGGUGGUCAUGGCUGGCAAGGGUGCUCGUCUCAAUCAACUCAACCAACCGAAAUACCUCUUUGCCGAUCGACAACAGGCUGUGUACGUUUCGGAUCACGGCAACCAUCAUGUGAUGAAAUGGGAUAA